Meloidogyne enterolobii is the source of this 2306-nucleotide messenger RNA. The record is from the annotation of a GenBank genome assembly. Lineage: Eukaryota; Metazoa; Nematoda; Chromadorea; Rhabditida; Meloidogynidae.
UUUUUAGUAUUUUUAUAUAAAAAAUGGAAGGAAUGCCAAGAGCCCCAAUGGUUGCACCAGACAUGAGAGUACCUUCUCAAGCAUUUCCUGAACAGUUAAGACCUGCUAUUAAAGAGUACAUUGCUUCGCAUUUUCAUGAUAAUCCGAAUAAAUAUGAUUCAUCGCUGGAUGAAUUGGAACAUCUACGAACGGUUGUUAGUCAUUGUCGUGCUGAUGUUGAAGCUAUUUGUAUUUCAAAACGUUAUUUUGCACAAUUAUCAAUGAUGAAAAAACGUUUUCCAAUGGAGGAACAUGAUCCAAUUUCGAUUCCUUUUGCCUGGUUUUUAAAGAUUUUUCUUUUAAAAAUUUUUUGUUUUUUAAGGACUGACAGAGGUUUUGAUUUGAUGAAUCAAGUAAUUUAUGAAGACGUUAAUUUUGAAAUGUGUUGUGUAAUGUUAAAUAUUGGGGUGGCACAUGCAUUAGUUGCAGCGGAUGAAUCACGACUUGAAAUGGAUAGUAUCAAAAACGCUUUUAUGCAUUUUCAAUGGGCUUCUUGGCCGCUACAACAUUUAAGAGAUCAUAUGGGGGCUUCACGUUUUACUCUCAGCGAUUUUGAAUCUCCUUAUUUGACGUUUUAUUUAAAUAUAUUUUUGGCUCAAGCACAAGAAUGUAUGUUAGAAAAAUCAAUGAUAGAUCAUCGAAAGCCUGUUGUUAUUGCUCGUGUUGCACUCCAAACACAUGUAAUGUAUCGGAAUUGUGAAGCUUAUUUGAAGUCUUCAGGAAUUUCUGAUUUACUUUCUUCAAGCAAAUAUUCGGAGUUGGAACGUUUUUGUACCACAAAAUCAUUUCUAUAUUCUGCCCUCUACAAUUAUUAUUUGGGACAACAAGCUGAAGAUGAAAAACAAUCUGGAACACGUUUAUUUUACUUUUCGCGUGCUUUGGAUUUGAUAAAAUUAGCACAAAAAGCUGUUGAAAAAGAAAAGAAGAAACAACAACUUGGAGAAACUGUACAAUUUGCUUUUGAUGUUAUUUCACUUUGUGAAGAAAAUGCUCGUAAAGAAAAUAAUUUUAUUUAUCACGAAAGAAUUCCAUCAGAAGAAGAGUUAACAAAAUAUGAAGGUGUAAUGAUGGUUAAACCUUUAAGUUUUGAUCCCUGUGAUCCUUCUAUUGCUGGUGAUGAUUUAUUCCGUGAAUUACUUCCAAAUGAUGUUGUCAAAACAAUUUCAUUGUAUAGUGAAGAAAAAAAUAAAUUUAAAAGAGAAAUACUUGAUUUGGUUGCACAAAAGGAUUCGGAAUUGGAAAAUUACUUAAUUUCAAUGAAGUUUGAUCAAUUAGAAUUAGAUAGACCUUCUGAAAUGGUUCGACUACCAGAUGAACUUUUAACUGCUAGUGCAGCAUUGGCAGCACAACCAGAUCUUUUCUGUGAUUUACUUGAUAAUUUUCAAAAAGUUUCUUCAUUGGCCACAGAAUCAGAAACAAAAUUAUCAGAAUUAAAACAAAGGAUGGGAAAAGUAACAGAUUCAUUUUUUACAAAUGACCAAGGAUUUAUUGCUAUAAAUCGCAAAUUGGAUGAACUUACUAAACAUGAAGCACAAGCAAAAGAGAAUAAUACAGAACUUCAAAGAGCGAUGGCUACACAUUCUAGUAAUUUAAAAAUGCUCAGUAUUCCAUUACCUGAAUUGACAAAGAAAAUUUGUGGAGAUUUUACAAAUCCAGGCGACUCUCCAGAAGGCAAAGAACUUCGUCGUGUUAUUGAUAAAGUUGACGAAAUGCGUUCCCAACGUUGUACUUUAAUUAAACAAUUACGUGAUGAUCUGGAAAUGGAUGAUAUUACAAAGAGGGCAUUAACUGAAAGAGAAUUAGAUUCAAAACAAUUAUUUGAAAAUGAACUACUAAAACAUAAAAAAUUGAAAGAAUUAAUUGAACAAAAUUUGCGUGCACAAACAUUUAUAUUGAAGUCGUUGACUGAGAAGAAUGCAAAUUUUGCUGAUUGUAGAAGGCAAAUUUUGGAAGCAAAUGAAAGUCGUGCAUUGCAAUCCCUUACUUUAGUAACUGCUUAUCAAACAUUUAUUGAUAUUGUCGAAAAAACAAAUAAAGCAUUGGAAUUUUAUGAUCAAUUGUUAAAAGUAUUAAUGGCUUUGGAACGUGGCGUAAAGAAUAUUGAAGAAAUUAAUAAUCAAAUCACACUUGAAAAGGAGAAAAAACGCCAAGCUGAAGAUUCGAGGCGACGGGCAGAAAUGGCUGCACAUGAAGAGAAGUUAAGAAAGGAAGAAGCUGCAAGAGAAGCUGCGCGUACAAUAAAUGAAUUCCGUUUUAAUCGAGUUUAA